AUGGAGCGCCCCUCCAAGCGGACAAAAAUAUCCACAGAUCCACUUCAAGAGGAUGAAAGUCUGAAAAGUGGCAUCUCGACACCACUCGCAUCCCUGCAAAGGUCCAUCUCACCGCCGGCUCGGACACGCUCCGGGCAAACCUUGGCAUCGAUCUCGACAUGUCCUGAGAUUCCUGGUGAUCAGGAUAAUGGAUCCCCAGCAGAUAGUACCAACUCCCCUUGUCUCAUUACCUCACCUUUCCAGCUUACUCAUAUCCAAGACCUCCCGGACAAAGGAGGCUUCAAUGAUGGUACAGUCAAAUUACGCGACAUUCUUGGGGAUCCCAUGAUCAAGGAGUGCUGGCAAUUCAAUUACUGCUUUGAUGUGGAUUUCGUGAUGUCCAAGUUUGAUCAAGAUGUCCGAGGCCUCGUUCAAGUCAAAAUUGUUCAUGGAUCUUGGGAGAGGGAAUCCAUGAAUAAGGUUAGGAUAGAUGAAGCAUGUACUCGGUAUCCGAAUGUCGAGGCUAUUACAGCCUAUAUGCCAGAGCGUUUCGGGACCCAUCAUUCCAAAAUGAUGGUCCUUCUCCGCCAUGAUGAUCUUGCCCAGGUCAUUAUCCAUACUGCCAAUAUGAUUCCACAAGAUUGGGCAAAUAUGACUCAAGCAGUUUGGCAAUCACCGUUGCUGCCUUUGCUAAGCCCAGGGGCCUUAUCCUCUUCCCCAGAGAGUAAAUCUCCAGGUACCGGUUCACGGUUCAAGAGAGACUUGCUUACAUACCUGAGGGCAUACGGCCCCAAGAAAACAGGCCCGCUAGUGCAGCAGCUAAGUCUGUAUGACUUUAGUGCGAUACGUGCUGCUCUUAUUGCAAGUGUACCUUCAAAACAAAAUCUUAUUGACCUUGAACCCGACAAUACAACAUUAUGGGGCUGGCCGGCCCUGAAGGAUCUCAUGGGCCAAGUUCCUGUGCGGCGAUCCGAAGAAAAGGACCGCCAAAAGUGUCAUAUUGCUAUACAGGUAUCGUCGAUAGCUUCUCUCGGCCAGUCAGACAAAUGGAUAAAAGAGUUCUUCAAAGCUCUUGCACCAUCAUUCGAUCCCCCACCAAAAUACUCCAUCAUAUGGCCCACAGCAGAAGAAGUUUGUCAUUCUCUAGGCGGAUUUGCAUCCGGCGGCUCAAUCCACAUGAAGACUCAAAGCGCAGCUCACCAGAAACAACUACAAUAUUUACGCCCGCAUCUAUGUCAAUGGACCGGUGAUUCAAAGGUCAUCGACCUUUCCGAAGACAAACCCCAACGCGAGGCUGGUCGCGGCAGAGCCGCACCUCAUAUAAAAACAUACAUUCGAUUUUCCGACGAGAAGAUGGAAACUAUCGACUGGGCUAUGGUGACGUCUGCAAACUUGUCCACGCAGGCCUGGGGUGCAGUCCCAAACGCAAGUGGCGAAGUAAGAAUAUCCAGCUUUGAGAUUGGUGUGGUUGUUUGGCCUGAGAUAUACAAUGAUUCUGCCUCACUGGACUCGGCACAAAGUAAGGAACCUUCGGAUACAUUAAUGGUACCUUGUUUCAAGCAGAACCAGCCUGAACCGUCUCACCUGUCUCCGGGUGCUGCUACUGUGGUUGGACUGCGCAUGCCUUAUGAUCUUCCACUUACUGCAUAUCGGCCUUCAGAUGAGCCAUGGUCCUCGACGGUUCUUCAGCGCAUGGCAGCAGAAUGGGGCGUAGGAUUGUGA
Penicillium pulvis is the source of this 1701-nucleotide messenger RNA. Its product is annotated as tyrosyl-DNA phosphodiesterase 1. Gene Ontology annotation, cellular component: nucleus. The coding region runs from base 1 to 1701 and encodes 566 amino acids. The transcript has 4 exons. Gene Ontology annotation, biological process: double-strand break repair; single strand break repair. Gene Ontology annotation, molecular function: 3'-tyrosyl-DNA phosphodiesterase activity; double-stranded DNA binding; single-stranded DNA binding. NCBI's taxonomy places the organism in Eukaryota, Fungi, Ascomycota, Eurotiomycetes, Eurotiales, Aspergillaceae. The record is from RefSeq and is a predicted model, not a curated record.